Molecule: messenger RNA, 450 nt
Organism: Strongylus vulgaris
Lineage: Eukaryota; Metazoa; Nematoda; Chromadorea; Rhabditida; Strongylidae
Source: the annotation of a GenBank genome assembly
AAGGCAAUGAUUUUGCCAAUUUUUCCACCUUUGCUCCUUGCUUGGUGUUGUGAGACUUGCGCAAAAUCACAUUUAUGUCCCCUUAGCUAUGGUGGGCGAUGUUCGGAUAACAGUGGGACAAGCGGUGCGAUGAGCAACACAUCCGGCUCGAGUACUCCAACGACAUCGAGGAGGUCACGUUCUAGUCACGAUGGAAUGCUGAAAUGCCAGUUCUGUCCCAAGAAAUGGGCUGAUCAGAAUGCCUUGCACACCCACAUGGCAGACUGCCGACUAGCGCGUGGUCAUGAAUGUUCACAAUGUGGCAAGCGAUUUAAGGCACGCGGUGGACUUCAACAACAUCUACGAAUACAUUCAAACGACCGACCAUAUGCUUGCCAUUUCUGUGCGAAACGAUUCACUCAGAAAAGCCAUGUGGAUCAACAUGAGAGAAUUCAUACAGGCUUAGAGUAA